GUGAAAAGAAUUGCGCGACCCCUUUCCGGAGCUGUCACCCAUAACACCCAGAAAACGCGAAACCUCACGACCAAGGCCGCGGCUUCAGACUGCGGCCCAGGAGACGGAUGGUGGGUGAUCCCGAGGGUCCUGGAGGCCAGGGGAGCAGGGAGCUGGUUCUCGGGAGAACCUAUUUGUUGGACUCCAAACACCCACAUUCCACUCGGAUCCAAGUUAUCUGAGAACUGAAACGACAUCCCGGGACGAACUGGAGAGGGUUCAACUGAUUUACACACUGGGGACUGGGGUUGGAGUUUCUCCCAAGCCCCAGGUCCCUUAUACGCCACCUUCGGCUCCCGCGCGGGUUGAGACGGUUGCGGCGGCAGCCAGACUCUGCUAAAAGGGCGGAGAUGAGAGAAGACGCGAGAUGGGGAGGAGGCCUAGAUCGCCCCGCACAAGCUCCAGUCCGGUUUUUGCCUCCGACUGCUUGCUCCGUCCCCACCCGCUGUCCCUCGCCCCGCCCCGCCCCGCCCCCCACCUUGGGGCAGGUGAGCCGCGGCCAAUGGGCGGGCUCGGGGCAGGUGCCCGCUAACUCUCGCCUCGCAUCGCGGUGGCCAAGCCAGGGCUGGACAGUGCUGGGAGGACCGGGGGCGGGGGUCGGUCCUGGCUGGACUCGGGAGGGAGGGGGCCGGGCUCAGCCCCCAGGCCGUAGAGGCAGCUCGCAGCAUCGCACGGAGCCCGCGCCAGUGCAGGCGCCGGGAGCUGCCCGCUCGGCCGCAGAGGCCGGCGAGCCUAGCUGCGCGCCGUGGCCCGACUCUCCGUUCACUGGCUCGCACACCCCUCGCCGCUCCGCGCCUGGCUCGUGGGCAGGGGCUGAGCGCGGGCGGGCGGGCGGGGGAGGUGAGGGGUGCUGGUGUGUGUGCAUGUGCCUGGCUGGGUGCACACCCCGCACGGCGGCGGCGCCAGGACGCGGAGCGCUCCCCAGCGCCCGGCUGCCUCGCUCGGCUCUGGCGGCCGCGACCAUGUUCCAGCCCACAGCCAAGCGCGGCUUUACCAUCGAGUCUUUGGUGGCCAAGGACGGCGGCACCGGCGGGGGCACUGGCGGCGGGGGUGCAGGCUCCCAUCCCCUGGCGGCGGCCGCCUCGGAGGAGCCGCUCCGGCCCACGGCGCUCAAUUACCCUCACCCCGGCGCGGCCGAAGCGGCCUUCGUGAGCGGCUUCCCCGCCGCCGCGGGCGCCGGCCGCUCGCUCUACGGCGGGCCCGAGCUCGUGUUCCCCGAGGCCAUGAACCACCCUGCGCUGACCGUGCACCCGGCGCACCAGCUGGGCGCCUCCCCGCUGCAGCCCCCGCACUCCUUCUUCGGCGCCCAGCACCGGGACCCUCUGCACUUCUAUCCCUGGGUGCUGCGAAACCGCUUCUUCGGCCACCGCUUUCAGGCGAGCGACGUGCCCCAGGACGGGCUGCUUCUGCACGGCCCCUUCGCGCGCAAGCCCAAGCGGAUCCGCACGGCCUUCUCGCCCUCGCAGCUUCUGCGACUGGAGCGUGCCUUCGAGAAGAACCACUACGUGGUGGGCGCCGAGCGGAAGCAGCUGGCCGGCAGCCUCAGCCUCUCCGAGACGCAGGUGAAGGUGUGGUUCCAGAACCGGAGGACAAAGUACAAGCGGCAGAAGCUGGAGGAAGAGGGGCCCGAGUCUGAGCAGAAGAAGAAGGGCUCCCACCACAUCAACCGGUGGCGCAUCGCCACGAAGCAGGCCAACGGGGAGGACAUCGACGUCACCUCCAAUGACUAGGGUGUGGGCGGUCACAAACCCACGAGGGCGGAGUGCUGCUUGCCGCUGGCCAGGCCCCUCGGCGGGCCCGGCAGGACUCUGGCCACUCCUUGGCCAGGCUGCGCGGAGGCCUCAAGUCACGGCCCCAGAGGGCUUGGAGCCUGGGGCCACCACCGACAGAGGGACAAGAAAUGGGCUGGCUGAGGCCCGGGACUGCUCGACCUUCUCCUCAGAGAGCCUGCCUGCCUGAGCAGGCUGCAGGCCACUGCAGCCUCCCAGCCACUCUCCAUUUCUCUUAUCUCCUUUUUGUUUUGAUGCGUUUCUGUUUUAAUUUAUUUUCCAGGCACCCGCUGUAGUUCUUAGUGAUCCCCUCGUGUCUCCCUUCCCUAUGGGAAUAAUAAAAGUCUCUCUCUUAAUGA
Orcinus orca (killer whale) is the source of this 2167-nucleotide messenger RNA. RefSeq names its product empty spiracles homeobox 1 (gene EMX1). The coding region runs from base 390 to 1769 and encodes 459 amino acids. The transcript has 3 exons. The record is from RefSeq and is a predicted model, not a curated record. NCBI's taxonomy places the organism in Eukaryota, Metazoa, Chordata, Mammalia, Artiodactyla, Delphinidae. Gene Ontology annotation, molecular function: DNA binding; DNA-binding transcription factor activity, RNA polymerase II-specific. Gene Ontology annotation, biological process: brain development; central nervous system development; neuron differentiation.